Molecule: messenger RNA, 843 nt
Organism: Sinocyclocheilus rhinocerous
Lineage: Eukaryota; Metazoa; Chordata; Actinopteri; Cypriniformes; Cyprinidae
Product: prostaglandin E synthase-like
Exons: 3
Coding region: 132-572 (146 amino acids)
Biological process (GO): prostaglandin biosynthetic process
Cellular component (GO): membrane
Molecular function (GO): prostaglandin-E synthase activity
Source: RefSeq, a predicted model, not a curated record
GUUUCUUUCCAGGUAGUGAGGUUGGGCUAAACGGUCUGGGGUUCGCAUAUAAAACCUACUCCAAAAACGACUUCAUCAUAGCGUAUACACACACACACAAACACACACAGUCUCCGUCUGUCGAAGUCAAGAUGCUCGGGAGCGAUGUACUGUUGUGCUUCAUCUUCUACAGCACGCUUCUAAUCUUAAAGAUGUACAUAAUUGCCAUCUUCACGGGCCAAGUGAGACUUCGGAAAAAGGCGUUUGCUAAUCCAGAGGACGCCGAUAGACACGGAGGUGUGCAGUUCUGCCGAACUGAUCCAUAUGUGGAACGCUGUAGGAGAGCACACGUCAAUGACAUGGAAAACAUUUUACCCUUUUUAUUUCUCGGAGCCGUCUACUCCAUGACAGGCCCCUCGUAUGCAGUUGCACGACUUCAUUUUCUGGUCUUUUUCCUGGGUCGAGUUCUACACAGCAUCGCAUACCUGUUGGCACUCAAAGCACCGACACGUUCAUUCGCCUAUGUCAUCGCUCAGGUGCCUUGCGUUUCAAUGGCAAUACAGAUACUCAUGGAAGUAGCCUCAUUUGCAUGACCAUCUCAAUAAUGGACUUCUGUGAUUGGUCAAGACUUAUGAUUACAACUGUGAUGCAGAAUGCUGCUUUAUGGACUUACAGCAUCUCAACAGUAACAGAAUUCACAUUUCACUUUAACAUUAGACUUGAUGAUUUAUGACUGACAAUUAAUAACUCUGUUCUUAAAUCCUAACAUUCAUUGCUGUCAUUUUAGGACUGGACACUACAGUUUGUAUUGUGUUUUUAUGUGCAUUGUCAUUUUAGCAUUCAAAUGAAGGUUAUUUAAUGUGA